Messenger RNA from Scaptodrosophila lebanonensis, 1120 nucleotides. Its product is annotated as elongation of very long chain fatty acids protein 4-like. Gene Ontology annotation, biological process: fatty acid elongation, saturated fatty acid; fatty acid elongation, polyunsaturated fatty acid; fatty acid elongation, monounsaturated fatty acid. Gene Ontology annotation, cellular component: endoplasmic reticulum membrane. The transcript has 6 exons. Gene Ontology annotation, molecular function: fatty acid elongase activity. The record is from RefSeq and is a predicted model, not a curated record. NCBI's taxonomy places the organism in Eukaryota, Metazoa, Arthropoda, Insecta, Diptera, Drosophilidae. The coding region runs from base 251 to 1099 and encodes 282 amino acids.
AACACAUAACUAAACAAUAUUUAAACAUUUGCCAUUAUUCGCAACUACUUUAUAUUAAAAACAAAUAAUAUUAACCGCGCAAAGAAACUAAGACGGACCGAUUGCAAGUGUGUACACACCCCACGUGACUGAUCUUAAGAAGGAGACUAGCCUGUUGAAUUUAAUGAUUGUGGAAACUUUCACGGUCGAAAUGCUAUAGGGUCAACUAUAAACGUGCUUUAAUUUUAAUUACAUAUUCAAUUAGUAAAAAAUGGAAACUGACACCGGCAUGGCAACGCUUCAAUGGCCAAGUCAACGACAUAAAAGAGAGCUGGCGAGCAGCGGGCCCACUCAAUAUAGUUAUCCUUUUGCUGAGCUCGUGGAUGAACGCACACAGUCGUGGCCACUGGUGGCAUCACCUAGGAAUGCGGCGGCUUUACUGACCCUAUACUUACUCAUGGUUCGCUACGCUCCCAAAUGGAUGGCCAGACACAAGCCUCUACAGUUGAGAUUGCCUAUUUUCUUUUAUAAUUUGGCAAUGACACUGCUGAACGCACACAUUUGGUUGGAACUCUAUAUUUCGGCGCGUGCUCUGAAGUACAAUAUUUCAUGCCAACCAUGUCGAGUCAGCUACGAUCCAUAUGAAUUGCGCAUGGCCGCCGCAUUUUGGUGGUUCUAUAUUUCCAAGUUGCUGGAGUUUUCCGAUACUUUGUUCUUCAUUUUGCGCAAGAAGUGGUCCCAAUUGAGUUUCCUUCAUGUUUAUCAUCACAGCACCAUGUUUGUUCUUUGCUGGAUCAUUGUUAAGUGGAUACCCACAGGAUCAACUUUUGUUCCGGCCAUAAUGAACUCAUUCGUUCACAUUAUUAUGUACAGUUAUUACGCACUAAGUACAUUGGGCCCUCGCAUUCAGCCGUUCCUUUGGUGGAAACGUUAUCUGACCGCUCUGCAGUUACUACAAUUUAUUAUUGGCCUCCUUUGGUGCGUACAUGCCGUUCUGCAACGAUGCGAAUACCAACCUUGGCUGAGCUACACCAGCGUUGUAUAUAUGAUAUCUUUUUUGUACCUCUUUGGGCGCUUUUAUUCGCAGAAAUAUACAAAAGCGGCAGUUAAAUGUGAAUAAUACCCAAGCUAUCAUGCACAA